CACCCCAAUCCAAUCUUCUCGCAUUUCUCGCGCGAAAACAGAAUCCCGCAAAACAAACAGACAAAAUCCACAGAGAGAGAGAGUGCUCGAGUGAUGUUAAAAAUGCUGGAUUCAGCCGACAUUCGUUCACUCCUUGGAAGGUAGAUAUACAGAUAGAUGUUUUCGAAGCUCUCUACUUCUCUUUUCCACAACCUCCGAUCGCUUUGAUUUUUUCUCAUUCUCUGAGUUGAGGGGGGAUUUGUUUUAGAGAGAAGUAUGGAUCCGUGUCCGUUCGUGCGGCUCAUUGUGGAAUCACUGGCUCUGAAACUGCCGCAGGCGACCAGGCCGGCGGGCUCCGGUGUACACCCCUCGACGACGCCCUGCUUCUGCAAACUCAGGAUAAAGAAUUUUCCGUCGCAGACUGCUCUACUGCCGCUUUGCUCGUCAGGCGGCGACCCAUCGCCGGACUCCACCAUCUCCUCAGCCGGGUUCCACCUCGACUCCGCCCUGCUGCGGCGGCUCUCCGGCAAGCCCUUGACGCUGCGUGUGUCAGUGUAUACUGGCCGCAUGGGCCGCACCUGUGGUGUCAGCUCUGGGAAGCUAUUGGGCCGCGUCCACGUGAUGAUCAACUUGGAUGGCGCCGAGUCUCGACCCAACGUGUUCCAGAACGGGUGGUUGAAGCUUGGGAACGAAACUAGCAAGCCCUCCGCCCGUUUACACCUCGUCGUCCGGUCCGAACCUGACCCAAGAUUCGUCUUCCAGUUCGGCGGCGAACCGGAGUGUAGUCCAGUGGUUUUCCAGAUACAGGGGAACAUCCGGCAGCCGGUUUUCAGCUGCAAGUUCAGCGCAGACCGGAAUUCAAGAUCCAGGUCCCUCGCGUCGGACUUCAACGGCAAUAAUAGAGGAUGGAUGAGGUCCUUUUCCAACGAGAGAGAACGGCCCGGGAGGGAGCGAAAAGGGUGGAUGAUCAUGAUUUACGACCUUUCUGGCUCCCCCGUUGCAUCUGCCUCCAUGAUCACUCCCUUUGUCCCCUCCCCAGGAUCCGACCGUGUGUCCAGAUCAAACCCUGGCGCCUGGCUCAUCCUCCGGCCUCAUGGGUUCUCCGUCAGUAGCUGGAAGCCGUGGGGUCGUCUCGAGGCCUGGCGUGAGAGAGGACCAAUUGAUGGCCUGGGUUACAAGUUUGAGCUUGUAACUGAUAGCGGCCCAACUAGUGGGAUACCCAUUGCUGAAUCCACCAUGAACAUCAAAAGGGGUGGACAAUUUUGCAUUGAUAGUAGAAUAAUGAGAGAUUCUACUUUGAGUUCAUUGUUGCCGCUUAGAGGGUUUGUGAUGGGCUCAACUGUGGAAGGCGAAGGAAAGGUGAGCAAGCCUGUGGUUCAAGUUGGGGUACAGCAUGUAACUUGCAUGGCCGAUGCUGCUCUAUUUAUCGCGCUCUCGGCCGCCAUUGAUCUUAGCAUGGAUGCUUGCCGCCUUUUCUCACGUAAACUCAGGAAAGAGCUUUGCCAUGAUGAACAAGAUUCCUUCUCUUGAAAUCUCCCUCCAAACCAUCCAAUUCCCUUUGCAGAUUUUCACUUCUGAUGCAGUGAUAACCAAUGAGUUCUUGCUCAUAGGAGUAAAUCACUGUUGGUUUGAGCAAAGAAGACAUUUGCAUAUUUUUCCAAUUUUUUUUUCUCACUCCAUCCUCAUUUUUUUUUCUCCUUCUUCACAUCUCUUCAAAAUUUUCUUCUGAUCCUAUUUGGGAGUGUGGCCUCUGAAUUGGUUUGUGAAGCUGAUCUCUCAGCUGAUUAUAUGUGAGUUUGGUCUUUGAAAGUCACAACUUCUUGUUGUUUUUUAUCAUUCGGUUGGUUUGGGUUUUUCCAACAACUGAUCAGAGGAUUUUUUUUUCUUUUUUUUUGUCUCUCUUAUUUAAGGAAUUGUUGUAUGUAUAACUUUUAUGAGUUACAGAUUGAAACUGUACAGACAGAAACAGCAAUUGCUUGUUCAUAUUUAUCUAUUCUUUUUCCAUCAUUAUUUCA
This is a messenger RNA of Vitis riparia (riverbank grape), 1994 nucleotides long. RefSeq lists its product as uncharacterized. Lineage: Eukaryota; Viridiplantae; Streptophyta; Magnoliopsida; Vitales; Vitaceae. The transcript has 2 exons. The record is from RefSeq and is a predicted model, not a curated record. The coding region runs from base 256 to 1509 and encodes 417 amino acids.